UAAUUAGUGAGCUUUGGGCUGCAGGCAGAUUUAAUCAUAUUUGGACAGAUGUAGGUCUGCAGCUUGAUACAGUUUAAUCCUUUGUUUUGUUCGACGCAUUAUUGUCUCAGUUUAACAUUGACAUCUGAACUCCACCCUCAGCACGUUUCAUUUAUACUGACUGCCUGCUUUGUUUUGYCUUUUACAACAUGCUGAAGAAAUCAAUGCUUUAAAAUGUGAAGAACUCACUUGGAAAAUGAAGUUUUUUUAUACAGUGAUUGUUAUUUAAUAAAAAAAAAGUAAAGUAUGUAAACAUUGUAUAUUUUUAUCUCCUUUUCUGUUGUGGUUACUUAUAUAAAAAAAAUUCCACAGAUGUUAAGAACAAAACUACAGGAAUCAGUGGAAGCUUUAGAAGAGCUCGUUAGGCUCUGGUUUGUUCUCGGAGUUGGAGGUUAAAUAAUUCAGACAAAGUUAGAAACACAGAUGCGACCUGACUUACACCCGCAGGUAUUUAAGUGUGAUGCAGCAGCCUCAGCAGCUUAGCUCGGCCAAUCGGAAGCUGUGAAACCAGCCCACCUGAUGGAGAUUUGAGGAUAACGAGACGGCCGUGAUARAAACUUUCCUACGGUCAGAGGAGCGACGUCUCCAGACACCUUGUCGAGGACGAAGGUCAUCUGAACCACUGAMAGUUUUGUUUUCCUCACAGCUGCUCAGCAGGUAAAAGUCAUGUUGGGCCUGCAGAAGCUUCCCAUUGCAGCAGUUUUCUGUUUCCUUCUUCUUUGCACCUUGUUCCCCAGCUCUGAGGCCCGCCGUGGAGGAGGUGGGUUUGGUCGAGGAGGUGGGUUUGGUCGAGGAGGAGGCGGAGGAUACAGCCGGGGGUGGAGUGGUCAGUCCUACAGGCCUGCACCUGUUCAGAGAAGUGGCCCCAGCGCAGCGAAGGUGGCCGGGGCGGCUGCUGCAGGAGCUAUUGGAGGGUCGAUGAUUGGGUCUGCACUGAGCCGCCCAGGCUACGGAGGGUAUGGAGGGUAUGGGUAUGGAGGGUAUGGAGGUUAUGGGGGAUAUGGAGGAUAUGGACCAGGGUAUGGUCCACCACGAUACCUAGGUGGAUAUGGCCCAAGGCCAGGCUACGAGCCCGAGGGCUCCGGAGACAUGGAGUACUACACCGCAGCCUCCAGUGGGCCCAUCUACAACAGCAUCGUGGUCGUCAUUGGGUUCCUCGUGUCUCUGCUCUGGGUGGCAGUCRUGUAGAGCUGGAGGCAAACCAGUUCCCAGAAAUCCCAAAAUAACCCAUAUAAACUCCUCAUUUCAGAGCAGGUGUUGUACGUAAUUCAGUUCCCCUGUGAAAAUCUGUUCCCCCUGUGUUGGGAGCACCUCCCUCAUAACAUUUAGGAUGCCUGGACCAGAGAUUCUAAGACGGGUCUACAACCUUUACGAUCAAAAGAGCCAUUUCUGCUCCUUGUCUCCAUAUUAAAAUGUGUCGGGAGCCACAAAACAAGCCACAACUGUGAUUAUCAACUGGUGGUCUGUGGGCCUUUUCAAGGCCUUUUUGUUGUUAUUAUUAUUAUAUUAUUUAAUUACACAUCGGGACAAAUGUAAAGAUCAUAUUCAUCACGUAAACAAGAAAAAUACUGUAUAUAGUUUUUACCGAAUUUCACAAAAACUAGUACAACUGAAUUAUUAAUUUUUUUUAUUCCAAUUGUUAUGUAGUCUUCAAAUUAUUUGAAUGUAAUUCUGAUGGAUUUGAGAGAACAAUCAUAGAAGGUAACUGGAAUAUUUAGUUAACAGGUUAGCAUGAGCUAACAUGUUUUAUUUUUUUGUAUUAGUAGUAUGGAUCACAUAUUUGCACACAAAUUUAUUACUGU
Austrofundulus limnaeus is the source of this 1841-nucleotide messenger RNA. It is a transcript of the gene sprn2, whose product is annotated as shadow of prion protein 2. NCBI's taxonomy places the organism in Eukaryota, Metazoa, Chordata, Actinopteri, Cyprinodontiformes, Rivulidae. The transcript is spliced from 2 exons. The coding region runs from base 706 to 1227 and encodes 173 amino acids. The record is from RefSeq and is a predicted model, not a curated record.